This is a messenger RNA of Cuscuta epithymum, 1281 nucleotides long. Lineage: Eukaryota; Viridiplantae; Streptophyta; Magnoliopsida; Solanales; Convolvulaceae. The record is from the annotation of a GenBank genome assembly.
AGUUUGAGGGUAGUUAAAUGCAUCCCCUUUCCCCUAAUAUCCAAUUUUACCCCUCUCAAAUAUCCAGAUAUCUCUUUGUCGCAGUCUCCCUCUAUAUCUCUGUCUUCUCCGUCUCUGUGUCGCACAUCCCCAUCAAAAAGUUGGGCCGUGAAGGUUGUUCCAGCUAAAAUGCUCUCUUUCCCCAUCGAAAAGGCAUUGGUGAUGUCUGCAUUGCAAAAUUGAUACUCUAUGUCUUAUAUGGCUUUAAUAAAGAAUCCAGGGAGAUUUUCUCUUCGUAGCUAUCAGUAACAUCUUUAAAAGAGAUAUUGCAAAAUUGAUUUUUUUUAUUACAAACCUCAAUGGAUAACAAAUUGAGGGAUUAUCACAAGCAUAUUUUGAUUUUAACUUUAAAUUUGGAAAAUAAUCUUGGAGGAGCGUGUAUAUGAGAAAGUUGUGUCGCCGACUCGCAGGGGAGGGUGAGUUGAUUAAUGAAGAUCGGUUUUGCUUUCUUUGAUUCGUUAUCACCAGUUUGUCAUCAAGCUAAGGUCGGGUGGGGGUCUGGUGUCUCGUCGGUGAGGCUGCGGUCGGAGUUGCUCAGCGGAUCUGCUUGUCUUGGUGAAGCUGCGGGCCGCAGACAGUUUUCUUUGUGGGUGAAGUUGCGGGCUUUGAGAAGGAACUACGGGCCUUCGUGGACUCGGGCGUUUUGGAAGGUGAGCAGACAAAAGCAUAUUUGGAUCGUGAUUUUUACUCGGGUUAUGGACUCCUUGCUUGUGCCACUAGUUUCGAUUGGGGAGGUAAGCAUGAUUUCCGGGUUCACUCGUGUAGUCGUGCUAUAACCACAGGGAUUAAGGAGAUGCCUAUGGGGAAUUGUGGUGGUGAGUUUGCAGGGAGUGUUACAAGAUGAAAGGUUGAUGAUCCGUCCUCCUCCUAAGCCACAGCCGAUGAUGAUGUUUGAAGCAUGGAUUCGAUUGCUCUGUCAAUUUAAUUUUCGUUUUACUCCAUGGUCAGACUAUUAUGUUUUGUUUUUACUCUUUCUUCUGCUGUAAAACUCUUGCAUUAGGUUUGAGGGUUGAGAGGUCUACGGUAAUCGUCGUUGGCUUUAAUUUGCUCAAGUUAGGUCUAGCGAGUUAUAUUGUUUUCCCAAAAAUGAUUAACUCAGAGUCUCGACCAAGGGCGGAUGGUUAAAUGUGGUCCUUUUAUGUUCUUGUACCCCUGCUGAAUGCUAUUUUAAUGAUAUAAGCACCUUUCGAUAAAAAAAAGUUAAGCAAUAGCAAGAGUUUAAUGCAUCAAACACCCUUGUGA